Phytomonas sp. EM1 is the source of this 1392-nucleotide messenger RNA. The record is from the annotation of a GenBank genome assembly. Lineage: Eukaryota; Euglenozoa; Kinetoplastea; Trypanosomatida; Trypanosomatidae.
AUGGGGUCGUUAUUUCAGCUGCGCGAUUAUUGGCGCCAAUCCUUUCCCGGAGAGGAAUUCUCCCCCUCCUGCAUCGCCGUCGGGGAUCUAGACAACCAAGAUGCUGAAAAUAAAAUCGCCAUCGGAUCCUUCCAGGGUAUGCUUCGUCUCUUUCAACCCAGUAGUUCCCCCACCUUGGACACCCCGUCGCCGGAGGAUUUACUCUUCGAGCAACGCCUGGGUGAGCCGAUUCUUCAAAUCGCCUACGGCUCCUUCGAGCCGCUCGCGCCGGGGGUUCGUCGAAACCUUCUCGCGGUUCUCUUCCCAUACAAAUUACGCCUCCUGUGCAUCGAGCGGUGUGGAGGAGGGGGGAGUGAAGGGCGGGACGAAUCCAAGCCUGGGGAGGAAAAGGAAGCGAGUCUGAUUUCCGCCACCUAUUAUUACCGCUGCCCCGUGGUGUUUACCGUCGAGUUCGAUCACCCCACCUACAAUUUCACCACCGGUCCGUUUGGCGGGGUCGAUUACGAUCGUCUGUGCGUGCAGGGGAUGAACGGGCGGUGGAGCGUCGUGGAUCGCGGGCGAAUUCUCUGCGCGUGCAGCCUCCCUCGCGAUGGGUUCGUCGCCCCCGGCUGCCUCACCUACUGCGCGGCGCGGGAUUCGUUUCUGACGGGAAGCGCCUCCCUCCACCUGCUUUGUUAUCCUUUCGCGAGGCUCACGAGCGCGGCGGAAGGGGAGUCGGAGGGCAACGCGGCCUCCGCAGGGGGACGUCUUGCCCCGUCCUGGGGCUUUCCGCUCGGGGAGGAGAUCCUCGCGGUGGCGGUGUGUCGCCUCAGCCGCGGGCUCGACGCGACGGCGGUCGAAAUCGUCGUGCUCGGCCCCUUCACCCUCUGCGUGGUUUCCCUCGACGGGCGCUGUUGCUACCGGCGGCCGCUCACCACCGAGGCGGCCUGCCUGCACCCCUUUCCGCUUUCCAAUCGCUUUCAUAACGUCCUCGUCGGGGGGUGGGAUGGAUCGGUGGGGGUGUUUUCGGAUGGCGUGCUCGAAUGGCGCGCGCGGUUGGGAUCCGGCGGGGCGCCGCUCGCCCUCCACGUCGGGAAACUCGCCGGGAUCGACGGGAUGAUCCUCUCGCUCACCGGGGAGGGGGUGCUGGGGGUGAGUUAUUUGGGAACCGAUCCCGCCUCCCGCCGGCCCGCGCCCGUUCUCGAAGCCCAGGUGAGGAGCUACGCCGAGAUGCGAGGGGAACUUCGCCAGGUGGAGCGCCGCCUGAAGGCGAUUCAAUCGGGGAAACCCCCCCCUAGCGAGGCCGCGGCAUCCUCGAUGGAGUGGCCCUCGGUGGAUGCCGCGUCCGGGAAGGGGGGGGAGCCCCCGCCCCGGCGCGGUCGAGGCGGUCUUCACGAUCCCCCUGACGUUUGA